ACGCGAUCAGGCUUUGUGCCAAUUUGCGUUGCAGCGUUUUGGAUUGUUUCAUGACAUCUCCUUCUCGCUCAACAACUCACCGACUACUCUACCGCGGCUCUCUGUCUCUUCCUGACUCGGACCUGUCGCUAGAUGGUCUCACAUUUUCCGCCAAGAUCAAUGCUGAACACAACUUGCUCGAAAAUCCUUUGGCUUUGGCUUUGGAAAGUAUGCGUGGAAGGCCAACAUUACGAUUUAUGGGCGUCACAAGCUUGAAAGAGAUACACAUGGAUGACAGUGGUGACAUUGCACUUGAUAUCCACCCUGACGCUGUACUUUCACGAAUCUACUUUGAAAACAUGUUCUGUUUACCGUCGACAUCCGAUGAUACGUUGGGCAUUAGGAUAGCGCUAGGAGAUAGUGGUGCUGAUCCAGAUACAACCCAAAUCAUUGUCUUUCCCAAAUCAAUACUAGGCGAAUAUGAUUCAGCAGGAUCACUCCGUGUAUUAUCAGUCGCUCGAAUUACUCCCAUGCCUGUAAUCAAAUCACGGCUUCCACGACCUGAUGAUCCUACACCGCGUAAACCGCCAUCAGCGCCUUUUGGGAAAGCUCUCGACCUACGUAGAGUCGCGAGCUUCAAUGCCUCCAGUGACUUGGCCCGGAAGCGACAGAAAGUAGAAGGAUCUAUCGCUAACCUUGGUAGCGACGUCCGUCUGGCGCACAAACUCACACCAGAAGGAACGUUCAAAAUACCUCCCCUACCCGAUAAAAACGCCAAGCUCAAUGGUAGUAAAGCGAAGGAGAAGGACAAAGGAAAGGGGAAGGCUACGACUUUAGACGAUGUUUUCGGGUCUGAGAGUUUAGUGGAGGGUAGUUCUGGUGGUGCUAAGCGAAAAGCUGAGAACAAGGGAAAGAGGAAGCGGGAAAAUGAAGGUGGUACGAUUGAUGAGACACUGCAGGAAACGGAAAACAAAAAUCGUAUCAAACGAUCUGUUGUUCAUCAUCUGGCUAAGUGUCUUAUACCGAAAACACAUCCGGAGUUCAGGGAUAUCUACCACUACGCCUAUCAUGGAUCCGCCUUUGCUCUGGUGCGUUUAAUGCUCCACCGGAUCAGCGUCAUAUUGACCUGUCGCUCAGCGUUCCGAUAUGAAAACGCGUCCAAUCGAAGAGAAUUUGAUGGAACGUCUAGUGUUGAAUCACCUAGGAAUGUACACAAGGCAAGUGCCACAAGUGUCCUAUCCUGACGAACCUGGCCACAAUUUACGACCAUAAUUUGACGCAUAAUCACGAGUACUUCUCUCGAUCACCCUAUCCGCUUCGACUGGCCUUCAUACCCUUCCCACUUCGGUAGCUCGUCGUUGAAGUCCAACAUCCUUGUCGCAUAAAACAUAUGCGCCGUCGGCU
Lentinula edodes (shiitake mushroom) is the source of this 1383-nucleotide messenger RNA. RefSeq lists its product as uncharacterized. The record is from RefSeq and is a predicted model, not a curated record. The transcript has 4 exons. The coding region runs from base 51 to 1223 and encodes 390 amino acids. NCBI's taxonomy places the organism in Eukaryota, Fungi, Basidiomycota, Agaricomycetes, Agaricales, Omphalotaceae.